UCAACUCAUUUCUGUCUGAGGACCGCGAAUGACGUCACGGUGACGUCGCGCCGCUGACAACUCGGACGUCAGGUGACUUGAGGUGAGUGCGCGCUGCCACUGCAGAGGCGCGCGUCACACUGCAGGGGAGGACCCGGCGCGCGCCUGCUCGCCCCCGACACCUCGUCCCACUGCAGACUUCUUUCCCCGGGCGGAGGAGUCGGAACCCAGCGAGCAGCGAUGGCCGAGUGGGGGUUCCCGCGUCUGCGCCGGGCCGCGACUUCCUUCCCAGGCAACCUGCACUUGGUCCUGGUGCUCCGCCCCUCCACCUUGCUAGGCUCCGCCCCCAGCCCGUCCUCAAGCACGGACCUGGGCUUCCGCUUCAGCCAGGAUGACUUCCUGUUGAAGAUGCCGGCGGUGAUGCUGCGCUCGGUGGGCGACCUCCUGCGCUACAUCGACGACAACCGCCUGACGUCAGGGUUGUGCGGCACCGCCGAGCGGUGUCGCAGCGACUGGAUCGUGCUGCGAUCGGCCAUCGAGACGUUUGCCGUGACGGUGAAGGAGGUGGCACAACUCCUGCAAGGUUUCGGUUCGGAGUUGUCGGACGGCGAGCUCCCCGACGAGGCCAACGCCAUCGACUUCCUGCUGCGCUCGCACACGCAGCGGUAUCGCCACAUGAAGAGCGACAUCCGAGGGGUCCUGAAGGAAGGUCGCCUCCUGCUGGACAACCUGGAGACACUGAAAGUGUCCAAGAGGACCGUGGAGGACCAGAAAGAGGAGGAGGAGGAGGACGUCCAAGCGGACAUGGACACGGUUCAAAGGCUGCUGGCUCAGCUGCGAGACAUGGAGGAGGCCUUUGAUGGUUUCUUUGACAAGCACCACCUGAAGAUGCAGCAGUACCACCAGCUCAUUCUCUACGAGAGCAGCUUCCAGCAGAUGGAGGAGGAGCUGGAGAAGAUCUCAGCUGAGGAGAAGGCCAUCUUGUCGGUCGGCAGCACGCUGAUGCACACUGAACAGCUGCUGAAGGACCUCAACACGCUGGACCAACGAGCACAGGAAGGGAUGGCGCGCGCUCAGGUGCUGCUGCUGCACGGACACCAGCUGGCCGCCAACCAUCACUACGCCUUGGCGCUCAUCAUUCAGCGCUGCAACGAGCUGCGACAUCACUGUGACGUCAUCACCAGCGGCGUGCGCAGCAAGCGAGCGUCGCUCACCCGCACACGGGACCUGUUGCUGCGCCUGGACGAGGCGCUGCGCUGGUGUGACGAGGGCGCGUACCUGCUGGCCAGUCAGAUGGUGGACAAGUUCCAGACCAGGGAAGGAGCCCAGGAGGCCUUGCACUACCUGAGCUGCCACCAGGAGAGGGCGCCACCUGUCAUUAAGAACAAGCAAGACUUCCCCAGUCUGGAGUUUGAGGCUAUCCUCACCCCGCAGCUGCAGGACCAGAUCUCCAUGGUGAUGGACAAGCUGACGUCCGUGCAGGCCAUGAUGCGAAACAGGGAGCAGUGUCUCAGGAAGAUGGCCGACGUGCGGGUCAGACCCGUCCAGCUGGUGGCGCCGCGGCCUGAAGCCGAGCAGACUCUUCAGCGCUGCAAGUCGCCCCUCUUCACCCCCAAGCAUGGCGUGGACUUCAACCUCCUCAACUCCAAGUUCUCCUUCGACCUUCUUCCUGGCAAGAGAACUUCAAGGAGGAGCGGCGGCCAGCGCAAGAUUGAGGUGAUGCACGACUACCAUGGCAACCGCAGUACUCUGUAUGGCUCCGCCCCCGACACCGACUCGGAGGCGGAGGACAAUCCUGAACAAAUCACACGUCGCGUCAUGAAGGAACUGAUCUACACGGAGAAGAUCUACGUGGACGAGCUGCUCGCCGUGCUGCUGUCUCCUAUUGUGCAUCCUUGUCUCUUAGCUGGAAUCCUUGUAUCCUAUCUUGCAUCCUUGUGUCCUAUCCUGACUCCUUGUCCCCUAUCUUGCAUCCUUGUCUCCCAUCCUGCCUCCUUGUGUUCUAUCUUACAUCUUUUUCUCCUUUCCUUCCUCCUUGUCCCCUAUCUUACUUCCUUAUUCCCUUUCCUGCCUCCUUGUGUUCUAUCUUACCUCCUUAUCUCCUUUCCUGUCUCCUUGUCCUCUAUCUUACAACCUUGUCUCCCGUCCUGCAUCCUUGUGUUCUAUCUUACCCCCUUAUCCCCAUUCCUGCCUCCUUGUCCCCUAUCUUACCUCCUUAUUCCCUUUCCGGCCUCCUUGUGUGCUAUCUUACAUCCUUAUCUCCUUUCCUGUCUCCUUGUCCUCUAUCUUACAUCCUUAUCUCCUUUCCUGCCUCCUUGUGUUCUAUCUUACAUCUUUUUCUCCUUUCCUGCCUCCUUGUCCCCUAUCUUACCUCCUUAUUCCCUUUCCGGCCUCCUUGUGUGCUAUCUUACAUCCUUAUCUCCUUUCCUGUCUCCUUGUCCUCUAUCUUACAUCCUUAUCUCCUUUCCUGCCUCCUCGUGUUCUAUCUUACACAUUUUUCUCCUUUCCUGCCUCCUUAUUCCCUAUCUUACCUCCUUAUUCCCUUUCCUUCCUCCUUGUCCCCUAUCUUGCUUCCUUAUCCCCAUUCCUGCCUCCUUGUCCCCUAUCUUACAUCUUUUUCUCCUUUCCUGCCUCCUUAUUCCCUAUCUUACGUCCUUCUCUCCUUUCCUGCCUCCUUAUUCCCUAUCUUACCUCCUUAUUCCCCUUCCUGCCUCCUUGUCCCCUAUCUUACAUCUUUUUCUCCUUUCCUGCCUCCUUAUUCCCUAUCUUACCUCCUUAUUCCCCUUCCUGCCUCCUUGUCCCCUAUCUUACAUCUUUUUCUCCUUUCCUGCCUCCUUAUUCCCUAUCUUACCUCCUUAUUCCCUUUCCUGCCUCCUUGUCCCCUAUCUUACGUCUUUUUGUCCUUUCCUGCCUCCUUAUUCCCUAUCUUACGUCCUUCUCUCCUUUCCUGCCUCCUUGUCCCCUAUCUUUACAUCCUUGUCUCCCAUCUUGCCUCCUUGUCUCCUACCUUAUGUCCUCGUCUCCUGCCUCCUUGUCCCCCAUCUUACAUCCUUGUCUCCCAUCUUGCCUCCUUGUCUCCUACCUUAUGUCCUCGUCUCCUGCCUCCUUGUCCCCCAUCUUACAUCCUCGUCUCCCAUCCUGCCUCCUUGUCCCCUACCUCACGUCCUCGUCUCCCAUCCUGCCUCCUUGUCCCCCGUUGUCAAGGGUUACCGAGCAGAGAUGGAGGAUCCGUCCAUGGCGUAUCUACUUCCGUCUCUCCUCCUGAGUCAGAAGGACAUCCUGUUUGGCAACAUGCCAGAGAUUUACCAGUUUCACAGCAGAAUCUUCCUGCAGGAUCUUCAGCGUUGUCUGGACACACCGGAGAGGGUGGGGGGGUGCUUCCUGCUGCGGAAAGACAAGUUCCAGGUGUACGAGCGCUAUUGCCAGAACAAGCCUCGCUCUGAGUCGCUAUGGCGACAGUGUUCUGACUCCGCCUUCUUCCAGGAGUGCCAGAAGAAACUGGAUCACAAGCUGGCCUUGGACUCGUACCUCCUGAAACCGGUCCAGCGCCUCACCAAGUACCAGCUCCUCCUCAAGGAGCUCCUCAAGCACUGCACGCAGCUGCAGUACCGCACACAACUCCAGGAGGCGCUGGACUGCAUGCUGGACCUGCUUAAGUCCCUCAACGACUCCAUGCACCAGACCGCCAUCACCGGAUACCAGGUCGACCACGGGCAGAAAUGUUGUAGUUCUCGAUUAGUCCACAAGGGGGAGACAUUUAUGAUCUCAUUAUUACUUCCCGUUUAUUAUUCCAUUCAUUUCCACACCGUACGCCGUUAUGAGAGCGAUGACGCAAUGUUUCAGGGCGACCUGGGCGGUCUGGGCCGGGUGCUGCUGCAGGGCGGCUUCAGCGUGUGGGUGAGCCACAAGAGGGCGGCGGUGCUGGCCCGCUUCAAGCCCAUGCAGAGACACGUCUUCCUCUACGAGCGCGCCCUGCUCUUCUGCAAGCGGCGGGACGAGCGCACGCCCGUCUACAGCUUCAAGUCCUGCCUCAGGAUGGACUCCGUGAGAGUGACGGAAAGCGUCAAAGGAGACGGCAAGAAGUUUGAAAUGUGCGACACUGCAGGACACGAAGUCUACGUCCUGCAGGCCCCGAGUGUGGAGGUGAAGGACACCUGGCUGUCAGAACUUCAUAAAAUCAUCAGUCAGCAGCAAAAAGGACAAGUUGCUGGCGUGUCAGAGCCCCUCUUCUCCGACAGUGCGUCCGAGGUGUGUGUCUCGUGGGGCGGAGCAUCGUCGGGAGGCUGCUCAGCGUGUCUUCCUGUUACUCACAGCUCGUCGGCCACAAGCCACGCCCACCGAUGGGAGGAGUUUGUGCACACCAGCCCCGCCCACUCCGAUCCCGUGGUCCACUCGCCUCGCCGCGGUUGGCCCGUCGCCGCUCACUCGGUCGCCAUCUGCGACGGCCUGGAGGACUGGGGCGCCACGGACCUGUCGGACUCCGAGGACGAGGACGACCUCCCCGCCCCUCUGGUGCCGGGCCGCUACCGAGUGCUGGUGGCGAGCAGCAUGGCCAGCAGCGAUGACAUCAUCUUCAACUGCGGCGACGUCAUCCAGCUGAUGCACGAGGACGUGUCGGGAAUGUGGCUGGUGAGGAACGUGAGCCGGGGCGAAGAAGGCCGCGUCCUGCCCGAGGACCUGCACAGGAUUCUGGGAGAGACGUGCUGAGAGCCAAUCAGAGCGGAGACAUCUUCCUCACUCCGAGCACAACACAUCGUCGUCACCCCCAACAGGAAGUCGUGCCAAACUCUUUCUUUCCGCUUGUUUGCUAGCUAGAAGAAAAAAAAGGGGGCGGGGCUUCACAAGUGCCUUAAACGAGAGGAGUUGUGCCCUCUUCCGACCUAGGAUUUAGACUCCUCCCCCAGCCUGCCUCGCACUUUGUUCGUUUCCAUGCUCGCACUAGGAUUUUCACAAUAAAAGCACACGAUUGUUUAAA
Molecule: messenger RNA, 4954 nt
Organism: Entelurus aequoreus (snake pipefish)
Lineage: Eukaryota; Metazoa; Chordata; Actinopteri; Syngnathiformes; Syngnathidae
Product: proto-oncogene DBL-like
Exons: 26
Coding region: 220-4686 (1488 amino acids)
Biological process (GO): dendrite development
Cellular component (GO): cytoplasm
Molecular function (GO): guanyl-nucleotide exchange factor activity
Source: RefSeq, a predicted model, not a curated record